This is a messenger RNA of Pipistrellus nathusii (Nathusius's pipistrelle), 2640 nucleotides long. The record is from the annotation of a GenBank genome assembly. Lineage: Eukaryota; Metazoa; Chordata; Mammalia; Chiroptera; Vespertilionidae.
AUGGGUUCAGGUCCCAUAGACCCCAAAGAGCUUCUCAAGGGCCUGGACAGCUUCCUUAACCGAGAUGGUGAAGUCAAGAGUGCGGACGGGAUUUCCAAGAUCUUCAGCCUGAUGAAGGAGGCACGGAAGAUGGUGAGUCGGUGCACUUACUUGAACAUUCUCCUGCAGACCCAGUCAUCAGAAGUAUUGGUCAAGUUUAUUGAUGUCGGUGGCUACAAGCUUCUUAACAAUUGGCUGACAUAUUCAAAGACAACCAACAACAUUCCCCUGUUGCAGCAAAUUCUGUUGACCUUACAGCACCUACCACUCACCGUGGACCAUCUCAAGCAGAACAACACAGCCAAACUGGUGAAGCAACUGAGCAAGUCAAGUGAGGAUGAAGAGCUCCGGAAGUUGGCCUCCGUCCUCGUCAGCGACUGGAUGGCUGUCAUCCGCUCCCAGAGCAGUGCCCAGCCUGCUGAGAAAGAUAAGAAAAAGCGAAAAGAAGAGGGAAAGGGCCGGACCACCCCCCCUGAUCGACCUUUAACUGAGGUGAAGGCUGAGCCCCGGGCUGAGGAAGCCCCUGAGAAGAAGAAGGAGAAGCCUAAGUCUCUGCGAACCACAGCGCCCAGUCACGCCAAGUUCCGCUCCACUGGACUAGAGCUGGAGACCCCGUCUUUGGUGCCUGUGAAGAAGAACGCCAGUGCCGUGAUGGUUUCUGACAAAUACAACCUUAAGCCUAUUCCCCUCAAGCGUCAGAGCUCCGCAGCUGCCCCAGGAGAACCUGCGCCCCACGCAGAGAAGAAGUACAAGCCACUCAACACCACACCCAACGCCACCAAAGAGAUCAAAGUGAAGAUCAUCCCGCCACAGCCUAUGGAGGGCCUUGGCUUCCUGGAUGCGCUCAACUCAGCCCCUGUUCCAGGCAUCAAAAUUAAGAAGAAGAAGAAGGUGCUGUCACCCACAGCUGCCAAGCCAAGCCCAUUUGAAGGGAAAACAAGCACAGAGCCAAGCACAGCCAAACCUUCUUCCCCAGAGCCAGCGCCUCCUGAGGCGAUGGACACAGACCGUCCAGGGACCCCAGUGCCCCCUGUGGAGGUCCCAGAGCUCCUGGAUGCAGCCUCUUUGGAGCCAGGCGCUCUGGAUACAAAACCAGUGGAGAGUCCUGGCGAUGCCGGCCAGCUGACGCGGAAAGGCAGGAAGAGGAAGACGGUGACGUGGCCUGAGGAGGGCAAGCUGAGGGAAUACUUCUAUUUUGAACUGGAUGAAACUGAACGAGUAAAUGUGAAUAAGAUCAAGGACUUUGGCGAGGCUGCUAAGCGAGAGAUACUGUCAGACAGACAUGCAUUUGAGACGGCCCGGCGUCUGAGCCAUGACAACAUGGAGGAGAAGGUGCCGUGGGUGUGCCCCCGGCCCCUGGUUCUGCCCUCCCCGCUCGUCACCCCUGGAAGCAACAGCCAGGAGCGGUACAUCCAGGCCGAGCGGGAGAAGGGAAUCCUUCAGGAGCUCUUCCUGAACAAGGAAAGCCCUCACGAGCCAGAUCCUGAACCCUACGAGCCUGUCCCCCCGAAGCUCAUCCCCUUGGACGAGGAAUGUUCUAUGGAUGAGACUCCAUAUGUUGAGAUCCUGGAGCCUGGGGAGGCCGGUGGCUCACCUGAUGGGGCAGGUGGCUCCAAGUUGCCUCCUGUUCUGGCCAAUCUCAUGGGAAGCAUGGGUGCUGGAAAGAGCCCCCAGGGUCCCGGAGGAGGAGGCAUCAAUGUCCAGGAGAUUCUCACCUCUAUCAUGGGUAGCCCAAAUAGUCACCCCUCAGAGGAGCUGCUGAAGCAACCAGACUACUCAGACAAGAUCAAGCAGAUGCUGGUACCACAUGGCCUCUUAGGCCCCGGCCCCAUGGCCAAUGGUUUCCCACAAGGAGGCCCUGGGGUCCCCAAGGGAAUGCAGCACUUCCCCCCUGGCCCAGGGGGGCCUAUGCCAGGUCCCCAUGGAGGCCCUGGAGGCCCUGGGGGGCCAGUGGGUCCACGUCUCCUAGGCCCACCCCCCCCUCCCCGGGGUGGUGAUCCCUUCUGGGAUGGCCCUGCUGACCCCAUGCGGGGCGGGCCGAUGCGGGGCGGGCCGGGGCCCGGGCCCGGGCCUGGGCCAUACCACAGAGGCCGCGGUGGUCGAGGGGGCAAUGAGCCUCCUCCCCCUCCUCCUCCAUUUCGAGGGGCCAGAGGAGGUCGCUCUGGGGGACCCCCAAACGGACGAGGGGGCCCCGGUGGGGGCAUGGGUGGAGGACACCGUCCCCACGAAGGCCCUGGCGGGGGCAUGGGCAGUGGCAGUGGCCAUCGUCCUCAUGAAGGUCCUGGUGGGAACAUGGGUGGAAAUGGUGGACAUCGCCCCCAUGAAGGUCCUGGACACGGGGGACCCCAUGGCCACCGGCCUCAUGAUGUCCCCGGUCACCGAGGCCAUGACCAUCGAGGACCACCCCCUCACGAGCACCGUGGCCAUAAUGGCCCUGGCCACGGAGGAGGGGGCCACCGAGGGCACGAUGGAGGCCACAGCCAUGGAGGAGACAUGUCCAACCGCCCCGUCUGCCGACACUUCAUGAUGAAGGGCAACUGCCGCUAUGAGGACAGCUGUGCCUUCUACCACCCGGGGGUCAAUGGGCCCCCCCUGCCCUGA